Alternaria rosae is the source of this 821-nucleotide messenger RNA. RefSeq lists its product as uncharacterized. The coding region runs from base 1 to 618 and encodes 205 amino acids. Lineage: Eukaryota; Fungi; Ascomycota; Dothideomycetes; Pleosporales; Pleosporaceae. The record is from RefSeq and is a predicted model, not a curated record. The transcript has 5 exons.
AUGGUAAUGCCAAGACUCGUGCUCCGUAUCAACGCUUGCUCCCUCCAUAUGCGUAUUCCCAGAGCUCUGGGUAUAAUCGCGUAUGCUGCUGAAGCACCCGACGACACGAUUCAAGAAAGAUGCUCCGAGCGAGGCGGACGACUCAGACAAGCUGUCCUCGCAGAUUCGUACCAUGGUACUCGCGAAUCCGGCUCGGUCCAGCAACCACGUCGCGUUAGAAGAUCGAGGAACAUGUCACGAGAAAGAGAAAUCCCAGUAUCAAGUGAUGCGCCACCUGGUGGAUACCGGUCUUUGUCUCGCCUCUUAAUCAACCCCACUUGCACUGUGGUACAGAGCACUAUCAGCGCGAUAAUUCGGUCGGUGGCUGCUGAUACCUUUGCUGUGUCACCGACGUGCUUUGGUCGAAUGCAGCGAUGGUGGCCGAGUGGCAUGACAGUUCAUCAGGGCCUGGGUGCAAAGGUCAGAAGAGAUCGAAGGGCUUGUGUGAAAGCUUCAUCGCUACCCGAACAUCUCGACUCCGGGGCUGCGGCCGCCCGGCAACUGCCUCUAGCAAGAACGCGGGAGUUGGAAAUGAGCCAACGGCGAGCUUCCGCAUGGUCCCUGGGAUCAAUCAUCUGAAGGGGAAUUUUGGCAUCGUCUGUAUUGUUGGUGAUGUGGAAAUUGUGAGUGGCUUGUCGCCCACAUGUCAUGAGGUGAGUGGCUCAUCGCAGUACCACAAGGAGCUGACUUGGAUAACCUCUUCUGAAUCAGUGGCGACCAACCUAAGAGAAAAUUCGAGGAGAGCUUUCGAUGAGCGCUACUCUGUAGUUUAGCUCUCUUUU